Molecule: messenger RNA, 753 nt
Organism: Saimiri boliviensis boliviensis (Bolivian squirrel monkey)
Lineage: Eukaryota; Metazoa; Chordata; Mammalia; Primates; Cebidae
Source: RefSeq, a predicted model, not a curated record
AUGGCCAAGUCCAUGAACCACACCACACACAACCAGUCCCAAAAAUGGCUCAGAAAUGCUAUCAAGAAACCCCGAACACAGAGAUACGAACCUCUUGAGGGGGUGGACCCCAAGUUCCUGAGGAACAUGCGCUUUGCCAAGAAGCGCAAGAAGGGCCUAAAGAAGACGCAGGCCAGCAAGGCCAAGGCCGUGAGUGCACGUGCCGAGGCCAUCGAGGCCCUCGUAAAGCCCAAGGAGGUUAAGCCCAAGAUCCCAAAGGGUGUCAGCCGCAAGCUCGAUCAACUUGCCUACAUUACCCACCCCAAGCUUGGGAAGCAUGCUCGUGCUUGCAUUGCCAAGGGGCUCAGGAUCUGCCGGCCAAAGGCCAAGGCCAAGGCCAAGGAGCAAACCAAGGCCCAGGAUGCAGCUUCAGCUGCAGUUCCAGCUCGGGCUCCCAAAGGUGCCCAGGCUCCUACAAAGGCUUCAGAGUGGAUAUCUCUGUCUGCCAACGUGGGGACAGACAGACUGAGGAGCAAGAUCAUGUUUGUAAGGUGUGACCGCGCCGUGGACGGCAUGGCGACUCCCGUGAAUCACAGGUACACCUCUGGAGGGCCUUCCGGAAUGAGAAAACCUGAAAUGGCUGAAAUUCCCAAGUUUUUAGCCAAUCGGGUCAAGCAUAGAAUGUGUGCGCUCCUGGCAAGCCUGCCGGUGAGCUGCCCGCUUCCUGCAGGAGGAUUCGACCGCCCUCCCACGUGGCUGCUGCAGAGCCUGUAA